AUGCCCGUCGUUAAACGCGGUCUCGUCGCCCCACAGAACACCUUCCUAGAGAAUGUCAUCCGCAGAUGUAAUAAUGCUGACACUUCCUUCAUUCUCGCAAAUGCACAAGUGGUUGAUUAUCCGAUCGUGUACUGCAAUGAUGGUUUCUCGAAACUUGUCGGCUAUUCACGAGCGGAAAUCAUGCAGAAGCCGUGCUCACUGGCGUUUCUCCAUGGCGAGCACGGCGACCCUACAAAUUUUGUACGAAUUCAAGAGGCCUUGGACAACGGUAGAACCGAUCAGGCGGAGAUUGGAUUGUGUAAAAAGAAUAAAACUCCCAUUUGGCUGCUAGUUCAUCUGGCACCAAUCAAAAAUGACAAGGACAACGUGGUGUUGUACUUGUGCCAGUUUAAGGAUAUCACCCCACUCAAACAACCACUCGACGAGGAGAACAACAAGGGUCUUGUGAGGCUACCCAAAAAUCGACCCAAUGUUCGGCUUUUUUGUAAGAAGUGA
This is a messenger RNA of Necator americanus (New World hookworm), 495 nucleotides long. RefSeq lists its product as uncharacterized. Gene Ontology annotation, cellular component: plasma membrane. Gene Ontology annotation, molecular function: voltage-gated potassium channel activity. Gene Ontology annotation, biological process: regulation of membrane potential; potassium ion transmembrane transport. Lineage: Eukaryota; Metazoa; Nematoda; Chromadorea; Rhabditida; Ancylostomatidae. The transcript has 5 exons. The record is from RefSeq and is a predicted model, not a curated record. The coding region runs from base 1 to 495 and encodes 164 amino acids.